AUGCCACCUCGCGGCUGUCCCACUCUCGUCGUUCUCUCCCUUGCAAGGCCCAGCUUGACCCGCUCGCUCGGCUUGUCCAAGUGCACUGCGGGCCACACCGUGCGCCGCAUCCCCGUGGUCACUGCAACGCCGGAGAACUUUGCGCCCUUCGGCACGCUUCUCGGCGACACUUCCACCUCGUCCACUUCUACACACUACCAGGCAGUCAGGGUGGUCAACCCCUCGACCAACUUCGCAUCCGAUGAAGACACGUGA
This is a messenger RNA of Emiliania huxleyi CCMP1516, 255 nucleotides long. RefSeq lists its product as hypothetical. The transcript has 2 exons. NCBI's taxonomy places the organism in Eukaryota, Haptophyta, Isochrysidales, Noelaerhabdaceae. Bases 1 to 255 code for a protein of 84 amino acids. The record is from RefSeq and is a predicted model, not a curated record.